UAGGUCGUAAAUAAUAGAUUUUGAAUAAUAUUGUGCAUGUAACUUAACUUUUUGAUAAGAAAGUACUUUGCUAAGUGUUACCUUUGUAUGGCAAUAGGGGUAGGUAGGUAGGUAUAGGUUGGAUAGAGUAUCUAAUGAUAUUUUUGCAACAUUGCAUUGUUAAAUUGCAUAUAUUUUGUUGAGCGCUUGACCUUGUACUGCAUUCUUUGUAGCAUCGAUCUAAAAAUCAAUAAACUAUAAUUCUAUUUUUAAUUAAUUGAAAAGUAAAGUUGUGUGGCUACAUUUCAAUCUUUGCUGGGCGGCUGUGUUCUGUGCUGUGUAAUUAAUAUAUUAUAUUCAAAACAAAAUGUGGGGUCUAUUUUUGUCGGUUCUGAGCUGGUUACAGCUCAGUCCAGUACCAUUUAUCGCAGAUGUGAUUGGUACCACAGAACCUGCACUCAAACUCCUCAUAUCUAUUUUAAUGGGGUACCCCUUAGCUGUAGUUUACCACAAAUAUGUAAGGCAUCAGUAUAAAGAACAUCGAAACAAUUAUUUUAUUCUGACUGGAUUAGACAUGGCCUACUACAAUUUCGGUUUAUCCAUGUUCCAUAAUGUCAUACCAGCUGUUGUCAUCUACCUCACUACAAUGGUGCUCGGGCCGGGCAAGAAGAAUGUAAUUGUGUCUUUAAUAUUCAACAUGUCCUAUCUACUGAUUGGAUAUAUAGUAACGGAGUCAGAAGAUUAUGACAUCACAUGGACAAUGCCUCAUUGCGUGCUCACACUGAAGUUGAUAGCACUCUCUUUUGACCUCUGGGACGGAAAGAAAAUGUCAAAAGGAGAAGAGCUCUCGGCCAAUACUAAAAAGACAGCCCUGACACAAGCGCCAUCGUUCCUGGAAUUGAUUGGUUUCAUAUACUUUCCUGCAUGUUUCCUUGUUGGGCCAAUUUUCUCCUUCCGGCGGUACUCAGAUUACCUAAAUGACAAGUUUCCUUUAGACAAAGAAGAGGCUGUGUUCAAUAAGCAAGCAAUGACUAGAUUAUUACAAGGAGUGGCCUAUUUAAUUGCUUUCCAAGUUGGAGUGUCGGUGUUCAGCAUGAAGUACAUCCUAUCUGACGAGUUCUGGGACGCAUCAAUCUUCUACCGCCACCUGUACUGCGGGCUCUGGGCUCAUUUCGCUCUUUACAAGUACAUUUCGUGUUGGUUGCUCACUGAAGCAUCUUGCAUACGCUUCGGGCUAUCGUUCAACGGAACGGAGAAAAAGGACGACGACACGGUGGUAUCGAAGUGGGAUGGCUGCAGCAACAUCAAGCUGCUUCGCUUCGAGUUCGCCACCAAAUUCCAGCACUACAUCGAGAGUUUCAACUGCAACACCAACCACUUCGCAGCUGAGUAUAUUUACAAACGUCUCAAGUUCCUAGGCGACAGGAACCUCAGCCAGGGCUGCACGCUCCUCUUCCUAGCGCUAUGGCACGGCACACGAUCCGGCUACUACAUGACAUUCUUCAACGAAUUCAUGAUUAUGUACAUGGAAAAGGAACUCGAACCUAUCAUCAGCAAAACCAAAAUCUACAACCAAAUGUGGGCCAACAAGUACACGUCUUACAUACUAUAUUUCCUCCUCAAACUGUACACAAUAGUUUUCAUGGGAUGGAGCUUGGUGCCCUUCGAUGUCAAAGUUUUCUCCAAGUGGUGCAGCAUUUACGCUAGCCUGUAUUUCUCUGGGUUCCUUUUCUUCUUGCCAUGGGCAUUCGCUUAUAAACCGAUGUUAUUGUCAGUAAAAAACAAGUUGUAACGUGCGGUUUCGACUGUCUACCUAUUCAAAAUGUCAAGUUGACAACACAUUUGAUUUUUCAUGUCCGUCAAAAUGGCGGGAUCUACAUGGAAUCCAGAUACUUCUACUAUUUCCUUCGGUGAAAUAAUUGCUAUCUUGAUAUUUGUAGUUAUAAGUUAAAUUAUCUGGUCUCGCCAUCUUAAUAUCAAAAUAGCGGGACCAAACUAAAGGAAAUAUUGAAAUUAAAUGAACUCAAUAACAGCGAAUGGUUUAUUUUGGUCCCGCUAUUUUGAUAUGAAGAUGGCGAGACCAGAUAGUUUUUAUAAUUUAGCUUAUAACUUUACAAAUAUCAAGACAGCAAUUAUUUCAUCGAAGGUAGGAAAUAGUAGAAAUUAGGUAGUAUU
Messenger RNA from Ostrinia furnacalis (Asian corn borer), 2154 nucleotides. It is a transcript of the gene nes, whose product is annotated as lysophosphatidylcholine acyltransferase 3 protein nessy. Gene Ontology annotation, molecular function: lysophospholipid acyltransferase activity; 1-acylglycerophosphocholine O-acyltransferase activity. Bases 347 to 1771 code for a protein of 474 amino acids. NCBI's taxonomy places the organism in Eukaryota, Metazoa, Arthropoda, Insecta, Lepidoptera, Crambidae. The transcript is spliced from 4 exons. The record is from RefSeq and is a predicted model, not a curated record. Gene Ontology annotation, cellular component: membrane. Gene Ontology annotation, biological process: lipid modification; phosphatidylcholine biosynthetic process.